GUCCACCCUAGGCGGGGUUUCUAUCUAGGCCUAUAGGAAGGCUCAGAAAACUCUGGCCCUGAAAGAAGGGGCAGGCUGGAAGGAACACUGAGCUACCUGCCUGCAGAGCCACCUUGUCAUCCAUUCGGAGGUCUUCUCUGUAACCACAGCCAGAAAAGCCAUGGUCAGCUCCCAGGUUCCUUUCUACUUUCCUCUGGCCCACUUCCUCAUCUUUGUCUUCGUGACUUCCACCAUCGUCCACCUCCAGCACAGAAUUGUGAAGAUUCAGUCCCCGCCAGAGAAGCCUGCAGGAGAGCCAGCAGCCACAACAAUGCCAGGGAGCAGCCAGCCGCAGGGCAUGUUCACCAUCAAUUCCAUAGGCCGCCUGGGGAACCAGAUGGGUGAGUACGCCACUCUGUUCGCACUGGCCAGGAUGAACGGAAAGCCCGCAUUCAUCCCCUCAUCCAUGCACAGCACCCUGGCGCCCAUCUUCAGGAUCAGCCUCCCAGUGCUGCACAGCGACACCGACAAGAAGAUCCCAUGGCACAACUACCACCUCAACGACUGGAUGGAGGAGCGGUACCGCCACAUCCCGGGACGCUAUGUGCGCCUCACAGGGUACCCGUGCUCCUGGACCUUCUACCACCACCUGCGCUCAGAGAUCCUGCAGGAGUUCACCCUGCACGACCAUGUGCGUGAGGAGGCCCAGGCCUUCCUGCGUGGCCUGCGGGUGAAUGGGAGCCAGCCGAGUACGUUUGUGGGUGUCCAUGUGCGCCGGGGGGACUAUGUGCAUGUCAUGCCCAACGUUUGGAAGGGCGUGGUGGCUGACCGGGGUUACUUGGAACAGGCCCUGGACAGGUUCCGGGCACGCUAUCGGUCUCCCAUCUUUGUAGUCACCAGCAAUGGCAUGGCCUGGUGCAAGCAGAACAUCGAUGCCUCCCGAGGGGACGUGGUGUUCGCUGGCAAUGGUAUUGAGGGUUCGCCAGCCAAGGACUUCGCACUCCUCACCCAGUGUAACCACACCAUCAUGACUAUUGGGACCUUCGGGAUUUGGGCUGCCUACCUGGCAGGUGGUGACACCAUCUACCUAGCCAACUAUACCCUUCCAGAUUCUCCCUUCCUCAAAAUUUUUAAGCCAGAGGCCGCCUUCCUACCUGAGUGGGUCGGCAUCCCAGCAGACCUGUCCCCACUCCUUAAGCACUAACACAAGCCUGUCCUUGCUCCCACUUCCAUCUCUAGGCAGGAGGAGCUACGAGUUAUGCUCAAAGGAAGAGCCUUCUCUCUGGAAGAAGCGUGUCUUGGGCUGCAAACUGAACUAAUGUGUUCAGCAAACAUGUUUUUAUGUUGGGCACCACCGGUUCCAGCAUCCAUUGACUAAACAGCUCAGACCCAUUGGCAGGAACCAUGGUGCCCGCUAACCACCAGCACUGCCAUUACUGUGUUUUAGCGCAGCUGUCUCAGGAUGCAGGAAGAGUUGGCACAUGCAGACGGCCACCCCUCACCUUGGGUUCCUUCUGAAGUGAGACCAACCCACACUUGUCCACUUUUUGUUAGUAAUAAUGAAGUACCUGAAGCUGGAUUAUUUAUAAAGGUCCAGUGAGUAGCUCAUGGCAGUGGCAGCUCCAUGGUGGGACAGCACGCCACUGUCAACAGUCACGUGGGAAGCAUGAGCAAGGAGGAGGAGUGGGCUUGCUCUUCUUAUAGCAACCCAAGAACUAACUGGAGUCUAUUGCUCACCCCUUGAAGGGAGCCUUCAAUGUCCUAAGGCCUUCCUGAGAUCUGUUCAAAUUGUAUUUUUGUUUCAGUUAUGGGUAUAUGUGUGGGUGUGUGCUCAUGGGUGUGUGCACGUGAGUGCAGUACCUUCAGAAGCUAGAACUGGGUGUCGGAUCCCCUGGGGCUGGAGCUACAGGCAGCUGGACCAGAUGCUGAGAACUUCUCUCUGAACCUCUCUCCACAGCCCUUAACUCUACCUCACAAAGGUCCCAGCAUCACCACUGUGAGGACCAAAGUCAAGUCCAAUGGAAACCACCUCUGUAAGCACUCCAGCAGCUAACUGCCUUGUCCCCUUGACAAGAAUGGUGUCACUGUGCCCAUGUGUCUCAUUAUGAGUCAAGGAGAAAGAGAAUAUGGGACUGGUUUAGCCUGGGAUCCAAAGUCAUGAUCAGAAAGGAGAGGCCACCAUAAGCCCACAGCAUCCACCACAUUGCUUGUCCAUCUGAGAACUCUGUGGGUGGGACUCAGCUGAGGCACAUGCCCAUUCUGUGGCCCUAGGUUCUGGGAGACCUGUGUGUGCUACCAUCUUGUCACACUUAAGGUGUGCGCACACACCAUGAUGUCCGUCUGACAAUUAAAGAACACAACCUAUGUAGCUGCCAUUGUGAAAACAGCCAGAGUGAUCUGGGGGAAGAGCCCUUGAAGCUUUUGGGGACAGCAGGAACCCCAAGGUGUCUUUCCAGACCCCCUGCUAAACUGGUGCUGACAUUGCGCAUGGGAAGUGGCCUGGAGUGGGCAGUGGUGGCGCCUCUCCUUCGUCCUGGCACCAGGAGGACCUGAGGUUUGGAGGCCAGCCUCCUCUAUUUUCUGAGGCCCUGUCUUCAAAAAGAAAAUCCUCUAUCUGAGCGUGGGGGCACACACCUGUGACCUCAGCGUUAAGGAAGUGAGUACAGGAAGGUCAGGAGUUCAGAGCAUCAGCUGCAUGGGGGUCCAGGCCAGAGACAAUGAGAACCCGGCUGGGCAGUGGUGGCACACACUUUGAGUCACAGCGCUCAGGCAGAGGUAGGUUGAUCUCUGAGUUUGAGGCCAGCCUGGGCUACACAGAGAAACCCUAUCUCAACAAAACAAAACAAAACAAAGAAAACUGCAAAAUCCAAAAGAAACAGAAAUGUGCCUCCCCACAAUCACAUGGGGUGUGUUGGUUGGCUGGUUUUGUUUUGUUUUUGAUUUUUUGAGACAGGAUCUCUAUAUAGCACUGGCUGUACUGGAACUCACAAUGUAGAUCAGGCAGGACUUGCGCUCCACUGUGACAGGCAGAGGCAGGCUAUCAUGCCCAGCUCAUUUCACAUUCCUGAAAGGGAUGAAAUGGGCUUGAGCCAUCGCUCCAGCCAAAUGGGCGGGACACAGGUGGAGAAACCUUUCAUCCCCGGAAGCAGAAGCAGGCACGUGGACCUCUGUGAGUCCAGGCCAGCCGGGGCUAGGUAGAGACCCUGUCUCAAAAUCAAAAGACAAACAGUGAAACAGAAUGAACUACCACAGAGGUAGCGGAACUGCGCAUGUGGAACACAAUCAGUUUGGUCCUAUCCAUGGGUGGACGGAUCAUUGGGGUGUGGAUUCUACCUCCAAACACCUCAAGACAGAGCAGCUCUCUGUCCACUGGUUGACAGUCACAUAGUUGUGUGACCAGAACCACAUUUAAGUUAAAGGCUAUGUGAGAUAAAAGGCUCAAAGAUAAUUUGAGCGCUCUGGAAGCUGAAGCCUUACAAGGUUCAGUUUGAGCACAGCCUGGGCUACACUGGGAGAUGCUGUCUCCUGGGAAGGAGGGGGUGGAGGAGGAGGAGGAGAAGGAAAUGGAAGGAAACAAGAUACUCUGUCCUCUAGGAAGAUCAGGGGCAGGGAGGCCCGGGGAGGGACUGAAGUAGGUGACACUGGGUCACAGUGAUGCGGAGUGUUGAUCUCAGCCAGGACCCACACUAAUCCUGCUCUAGCCUUCCAAAUCUCCACCUUCCAGAGAAUUCUGUAGCCAUCCAACCCCACCUUGCUUGGGACUCUGCACCCAAGGCUGACUGACUGAGGAGAGACGGUGACAGCGGGCAGGAGACAGGAGGGAGACUUGGUUGGAAAUUGAUGUCCUGGAGCCCAAGGCACCAGGGACAAGGGAAUGGGUUACCCAGCAGUUAGAGGGUAGCUGUCGCUGGGGAAAGGUGGGGAGAAGUGGGCGUUUCCUUUGCCAGAGGGUGAAUCGGAGUCAGGGAGGACGACGAGUGGAGACUAAAUGGAAGCAGAGAACAUGGUACAGAAAUGGACCUGAGCAGCCGGGGUCAGCGACAGACCGUCAGAUGUGGCCUCACAGAGCAAGAGCGAGGAAGGGGUCCGGAGAGACCUGGAGAGACGGCUCGCUGCCCUUGCAACUGCUGUUAAAGUUCCUGGCACCCAUAGCAGGUGGCCCACAACUCCAGCUUCAGGGGAGUGACAGGUUCCUCAGGCUUCCAAGAACCUGAGCAUGUUAUAGUGUACAUAUACACAAUAGAAAUGUAAAAAUACAAGGAACAAGAAGGAAAGCGUCUAGGGCCAGAAGAGGAAGCUCGUUACACCGUCUUGACCCUCCAGGGCUGGGAACUCGCCUGUAGGCUUUCAAAUUAUCACAGGGUGCUCAAAGGCCAGCUCUGGCCAUCUCCAGCCUGGGCCGGCCACAGACUUUCUCUUUACUCCCAGCACUCAACCUCACAGCAGCUUCUCCCACACCUGAGCUCUUCACAUCCCUCUUCCAGAUGCUGUCUUCCAGGAAGUCCUCUUACUGUGUCCCCUAACCCUUGCAAGUUCAGCUAUUUUUCUGACCCCUGGUCCACCACCCAGGAAACCGUGGUCAGUCAAAACUCCAUGAUCCCACAUGCCAUAGCCACCAAAAUGCCAGUCUGCUCUGGGAGUGCAAUCACUGAGCUUUUUGAAGUAUAAAAAAAGCGCAGGCUCUCACUGCCAGGCCCAAAAAACAGGCAGUCAUCCACGUCUGGUGUCUGGUGGUCUCAAGUGUUCAGCUCCUUUCUCUCUCUCUC
Messenger RNA from Alexandromys fortis (reed vole), 4745 nucleotides. RefSeq names its product galactoside alpha-(1,2)-fucosyltransferase 2. The record is from RefSeq and is a predicted model, not a curated record. Bases 161 to 1183 code for a protein of 340 amino acids. Gene Ontology annotation, cellular component: membrane. The transcript is spliced from 2 exons. Gene Ontology annotation, molecular function: galactoside 2-alpha-L-fucosyltransferase activity. Gene Ontology annotation, biological process: carbohydrate metabolic process. Lineage: Eukaryota; Metazoa; Chordata; Mammalia; Rodentia; Cricetidae.